AUGCCGUCAUCCACAUCCAAACCCACCACCACGUCUUUUUCGCACAACUUCUUUACCGUACUUUUCUUACUCGUGCUCCUCGUAGCUUUCUUCCCGAGUCUAUUCCAUUACAUAUCCACUCUCCCCCUCGCGUAUCUGUAUCCAGCAAGCUCAUCUUCAGCCACCCCACCCCCACCCGCGCCAACCAUGUCCUGGUUCCAGAAGCAGUUCACGCUGCCCCCACGCUCGCGCGGCUCCUACCUCAUCACCGACCACGUCGUCAAAGAGAUCCCCGAGAUCAGAAACUACAAGGUCGGCCUGCUGAAUCUAUUUGUCCAGCACACGAGUUGUGCGCUGAGCUUGAAUGAGAACUGGGACGAUGACGUGCGCGCUGAUAUGAGCGAUGCGCUAGACCGCAUAGCGCCUGAAGCUGGACCCAAGGGAGAGGAAUUGUAUAGACAUAGUGCUGAAGGAAGCGAUGAUAUGCCCGCACAUAUCAAAUCGGCACUCAUCGGCGCUAGUGUUACAAUUCCUAUAAAAGACGGAAAACUAGCAACGGGAACAUGGCAGGGAAUUUGGUAUCUCGAAUUCCGAGAGGUGAGGCAUACGAGAAAGGUUGUAGCGACCAUUCAAGGAGAGAAGGCAUGAAUUCAGAUAGAACCAGAAUAGAGACAUCUUGUGCCUUGCUUUUAUUGCAUUUUAUCUAGCUCGUGAUCGGUUCAGAUGCUCCCAGCUCUCAAGGCCACGAUCUAAUUCCUACGCCGUACGCCGUUUCGUCGCACCUUAUUUCAAUGCAAAAGCACACAUGAGAUGGCAGGCUAUAUGGUGCUCGAGAUAGCCUCGAUGAACCCUACCUAGGUACUCAUGAUCUCCUAGCCUUUCCAGGCCCGGCGCCAGAAUUAACAUCUUCAUUACUGUCCUUAGACUUCCCGUUUCCAGAACCAUUGGCUCAUUCUCCGUGCGACGAUUCCUUCCUGGAGACACAAGGCCCCGUCUGUUGAUAUGUGGUCACCGAAUAGCUACCACAACUAGUUGUGGCCAUUCUCUUCCUUGACGUCUCUCAUAUCUUCAUCGCCUCCGGCGAGGACUUUUGUUUUGAGGUUGAAGCCCUCAGGGCUUGCUCCGGGCGUGGCAGCAACCACC
Molecule: messenger RNA, 1122 nt
Organism: Daldinia decipiens
Lineage: Eukaryota; Fungi; Ascomycota; Sordariomycetes; Xylariales; Hypoxylaceae
Product: UPF0047-domain-containing protein
Exons: 3
Coding region: 1-627 (208 amino acids)
Source: RefSeq, a predicted model, not a curated record